GUUUUCAAUGCCACAGCGUUCAAACAGGGAAGUAAACCAGCUGAAAACUUGUGAAGAAAGAAACCAUUUUGGUCAGUUAAACGCGCAUCUCUGCACGUAAAUGUAGAUGAGACGUCAACCUCUGCCCCGGGAAGAGAUCAGCUGUGAGAGAACACGCAUGAAUUUCCCCACAUUCAAGUGGAAACGAGGAGAUAUUUGAUGUGAAGAGGAAGGAAUUUGGGUUUUUUGUUGUUGUUGUUUUUUGAGCAAACAAUUCUCUUAUGAUGGAUUUUUGGUUUUUAGUUUUUUAAUGAAGCAUCUGCAAGAGGAGAGUCGCGCUAAUUGCGGAAAGCAACAACACUUUGGUUUAUUGGUCCAAGGCUGCAGAGUGUCAGCUUCUGACGCAGGCAGAGCACCUAUCCCCGAGUUGCACACUAACACCUGACGGCUCCAUCUCUUGCAUCGCCGGUUUUUCUCUAUCACGACUACUCCGGCUCUGCAGUUCAGGGACUCCAACGUUUUAUGGAAGCGAAGUCUGCGCACCCUGUCGCGGUCAUGCUUCCCCCAAAGAACUGCCUGCCGAGGAACUACAGCUGCAUAGCUGGACUAUUCGGGAGUCUUGCAGCGGCAAAUCCGAGGCUUGAAGAUGGAGAGGAUUUUGACAUGGUGAACGCCACUUGUGAGCCUAUCGAGAGCGCAGUGGUGGAUGAGAGGCCAAGGGGCAGAGAGAUUUCCCUGAAGCCCCCACAGAGCCCUAAUCUGCGUCGGAGGUGCAAGUCUUUGCCUACACCUACAGAGAGAGCAAAGUUAGAGAUCGCCCGCAGCAGAAGCCCAACCAUUAAGAAAAAAGUCCGCUUCGCGGACUCCCUGGGCCUGGAGCUCAUUUCAGUGAAGCAUUUUGACGACGCAGAUGUUCCCGAGGUGCCUGAGCGCAUAAUGGCAAAAUUACCCAAGGGACCCCUUCACCUUCAUCACUUGGACACAAAAUUCCCCCGGGCUCCUGCGCAGUCUGUGUUCAUGGAAUUGCAGUUCACCAACCCAGGCACAUUACCCGGCUUCGAGCAGAAAGUGAGGGAGGUAAACGUCCUGUUGGAGACCGUGGAGGCAGACGAAUUCAGCCUCUCCGGCUUCGUGCGCGUGUUGAAUCUGGCUUUCGAAAAGAGCGUCUCUUUGCGGUAUUCCCUAAACAACUGGAUAACCUUUAUGGACAGUUUGGCGUCCUAUGUUCCUGACUCGAGCGACGGUGUCACUGACAGGUUCUGUUUCAAGAUAGUUAUGCCCACCUACCUAGACAACGGAGGAACAUUGCAAUUUGCAAUUAAAUACUGUGUCGGCGGGCAAGAGUUUUGGGACAAUAAUAACGGCAAUAACUACAAAGUCCGUCAUCACCGGUUCAAGAUGUCUCCACCUCGGGAAUGGGAAAACGGAUGGAUUCAUUUUAUCUGAGCUUUGACGUAUGUAGUGACACACUUGCGCCAUUUGAGCGCAAUUGAUCCCCGGGUACCUUAUAAGCCUGUAAAACAAAAGAUUCAUAUUAUUAUUAUUCCGUCAUUGUCAGCUGUAUACAUUCCGUGACAGAGAAAAUAUUUUACCACGAUAUUUCAAACAGUGACCCUGUGGUGGCGACGCACCGAGGGUUGAAAUGGCCUGCUGUUUAAGCCUGAUAGGCUUCCCGGUGUGGGAUGCUGUUCGAUAUGUUGCCUUGAUGUCAGGGCUCUGUACAGCUUGGUGCCCUUUGGGAGGGCAUGUUCUCGUUAUGUAAUAUAAAAACACGCGCCACGGAGAACGUGCCGGGUAAUGCCAACUUCAGGCAUCACUACUCAUUUCAAGAUGCUGUAACUGUCAGUUUGCAUGUGUGCAAACAUCGACUCAAAAGCAAAAAGAAAGCAUUUUAGCUGAUGGUAGCAUACGCCCCUGGUGGUCACCUGCAGACAGGGGUAAACAUGUCUUAUCCCCCCGAUAAAAGAUGGAGAUAUAAGGUGGUUAUUUAAUUUAGAUAUUUAACUUAUUAUUUCCUACUAUCACGCCAUUUAAAUGCCUUAUCCUAAGCCAUGAUGUAGGGAGUUGUUGAUUUGUGUUGUACAGUAUUUUCUUCAUUGGGCUUGAAUGGAGUUAAAUGCAUUAGAUGGUUAUCGUCAUUAAAUUUACAAUGUAAAACAAUCCAGGGACAUCAUACUUAACCAUACAAAAAUCUGCCUCUUAGCAAUGCAUUUGUAGCCUAUUCAACAUAAAUGAUUUUACAUUUUGCAUAUUUAAAUUAUGAAGAAUAAGGUGGUUUGACAAAGUUCAAAGACAAUGAAGUAAUAUUAAACUAAAUUAUAUAUAUAUAUAUAUAUAUAUAUGUAUAUAUAUAUAAUUUAAGAAUUCUUUAUAAAUAUAAUGAUAAAGAACAGGUUUUUCAGGACUCUUAUUCUUUACAGUAAUUUCUUGUUUUAUCUGAAUGAAAUCCUCCAGCAUAGCUUUUAUCACAAGGAAAAUGUCUGAAGUGGCUGUUUGAAAGGUUAAGUUUACCUCUGAUUACCUGUGGACCUUUUUUGUUUCUUCUCUUCUUCAGGUUGACUGCUAAAGAACAGAUCUUAUUUUCACAACAAUUAUUUUUUAACUAAUAUAUUUAAAGAAAAGCGUGUUAUUGUACAUGUACAGCCUUGAAACAAAAAUAUCUAAGAUUCUUGACAACACUGCUUAACUAUAUUUUUCACAGAGCAGGUCUGUCUAUAGUCCAAGUAGCUAUCACACAGGUGGCUGUGUUUAAAUAGCUUUAGCUGCUUUAAAUGUACACGAUAGUCAUCGGUCCAAGAAUAGUGCUGCUCCUCACACUUCUUAUACUUUAUGUGAACGGAUUGACUGUCUUUCGUUCUCAAAUUGCAAACUGUCUGCUCGCUUUCAUCAUACAGUACACCUUUGUAAAUGUUAUUGUCAUUUCUGGGCAAAAGCGUGUCUCACAUCUAAGGUGUUUUUACUUAGAUCAGAGGCGAGCAGCCUUCCAAACUCUCUCGCCUUCACUGUGGCUGACGAAGCUUGUCUGUUGUUCAAAUCAUUUUAGUUAAAUGCCAAUAUCCAUCGCGCUUUUAAAAAUCUGUACAAUAAUAUCAAAGCGAGCAUGUGCAAAGUUUAGCCUUUAGCUGCUAGAGGAACAACAGACAUGUUGCUUUUAAUUCCAGUGCUCAGACUGUAAUGUGAACAUCACUUUGGCCUUUGUUUACAUCAUCAUGGCCUCAGAGGGAAGCUCUCCAUUUAAUGAGGUCAUCGCGCCGGGAUGUUGACAGAGACUAUUCCUGUAACCACUUAGUUUUUGGAGCACUUCCACUGUGAAUCCAUCAGUAUCGUUUGUCUCCAAAGAUGACAUAAUUUAUGUCAGGGCUACAGUGCUCUACCUGAUCAUAUUAGAUCAGUUUUGAUGAGAUGAGCGAUGAUAGUUCCAAUCAUGCAACUUAACUUUAGCACGUACAGAGCUGAAUUUCUCUCAUUGGUUUAUUUAAAUACAUUGUGAAUAUCUAAUGUCCUGUCAUAGCAGAAUUUAGUGUAUUAUGCUGUUACACCAGUGGGUAUUUGCAUAUUGUCUGCUUUGGUCUGUGUAAACUUUGUUCAAGCAUCCAUGCAAUGCAAUACCAGAAAGCAUUAGUUAUACAGGCUGAGGUGACUGAUGUGGGCUUAGAGAGAUGCAUCAAUAGCCAACUGAUCACUGCCAACAUAGACUGUGAUUUUUGAAUUUAAUGUUUGGCUCAUAUGUGGUCGUAUUUGCUUACUAGAUAACAAUAAAGUGUUGGGGUUGCUUGACACAAGAGACUGUGUGAAUAUAAUUGUCUUGUCUGUUAUCUAUUACAUUUGAACCUGUUGGUUUAGCAUCGCAAAAACUGUGAAAACUGUGGCGAUCCCACAGCCCUGUUAAUGCAACUGUCGAACUAGUUUCGCAAUAUAAAAAUGUCAUUUGUAGACGACAAAUCUGGAUGCUAUUUUUAUUCUGGCAUCUCCAACACUGCUGUUGCUAUUGGUGCAUCUCUACUACAAAGAAGGUGGGUCUGUGGUCUUAGAUUUUCACCAUAAUCAAUUCAUAACUCACUGAUAUAUAAGUAUGUAUGUAAAUGUGUUAAUGUUUCAUAUUGAAUGUCUUCCUGCUGUUCUAUGUUGUGUGUACUUUUAAUCAUUUUAAAGGCAGAAUUGAGAAAUUAGAAUGGUACAAGCUUGUUAUCCUUUGGUGCUGUAAACUGUUAUCAAAGUAUUGUGUUUUAAAAAAAACUUGUUAAAGCAAACAAAUUUGUCUCCAGGAACAUUUGAGUAAUGGCUAUUGUUAGAAUUAGGAAUGCCACAAAUUGAUAUUUUCUCCCGAAAUGUUUUAACAAUAAGAUGUGAUAGAUUAUCCCUAAUAUAUGCAUCAAAAUGUAAAAGAAAAACAAAACAUGAAAAUAAGUACUAUAUUGGACACUCUAUGUACACAAAUAUAGGUGUACUCUCAUCUUACUAAGCUGUGAGUUCACUUAGAAAUGUGUAAGAGAAGUUUAAGAUGGUGAGUGUAAGUGACUAUAAAAUAUGUAAACUCUGACGGUGAAGAAGGAGGCGACAUGAGAUAUUUUAGUGUUUGAUAACUUUUAAUAUGAGCGACUUAUGAUUGUAGCUGACUGAGUGGGUGCAGUCUAAUCCAGCAAGAGGAAGGAAAUGUGACGUUGUAAAGCUUUUCUUGUGAAUAGUUUCCAAACAAAAUGUUUGCCAUGGUUUGUCGUAUUUUUGCUUUUGCUCACCAUCGAAAGCCUAACUCACCUCUGUCUAUGACCAUUUUACAGCAUUUCUUCCUUGAUCUGCUGUCUUGAAAGUGAUAUUUUUGGUUUUUGUAAUUCCUGUGCAACCAGUUUUUGCUGUAACAUCUACACCCCGAGGUAUUGUCUGCAAUGGAACGUAACCAUGUGCGCAUGUGUAGCUGAAACAUACCUUCAUUUCAUGUUCGGGUUUUAAUGUAACUCAUUUUGUUUAAGGUUAAUAAAGGCAUUUUCGAUGGAAACCAAAUGUUCUGCGAGUUCCUGUAGCUCAUAUCCACCCGGCAUGAUCUCUGAUAUCUGCGAUUUAGAGUACUGUGCCGUCAGUGCUAGGGCAGCUGCAGAGCUGUGCAUGUGUGCAUUCCCAAGGUGUCCGUUUUGUCGGUCGACUGAGCAUCUAAUUUUCAAGGAGCUGCUGUUGCUCCCCAUUCAUAAAGGAGCACACUGCAGCAGGCUGCAGCCAUCACCAUUGUAUACCAGGCUGAGGACAUGUCCUUUGAAUCGAUUGCUGCUGACACCCUACCCUUAUUCUGUUUACGACGGGGAGAGGGUUGCAGCUCGAAGCAGGGAAAGGUACAGCCAGACCUGAAGAAAUGCUUUAUAAACUGAUAAUAAAA
Molecule: messenger RNA, 5344 nt
Organism: Pelmatolapia mariae (spotted tilapia)
Lineage: Eukaryota; Metazoa; Chordata; Actinopteri; Cichliformes; Cichlidae
Product: protein phosphatase 1 regulatory subunit 3E
Exons: 1
Coding region: 502-1425 (307 amino acids)
Biological process (GO): regulation of glycogen biosynthetic process
Cellular component (GO): protein phosphatase type 1 complex
Molecular function (GO): glycogen binding; protein phosphatase 1 binding
Source: RefSeq, a predicted model, not a curated record